UUUUGUUUUUUGCUAUGCUGGAGGACCGAGGCUGGAUCCGGGCCUGGGGGCGGCUGGAAGGGAAGAAGUUCUUUGUGGAGGAAGAUAACAUACUGUAGAGUUUUCAGUGGUGCAGCAGCAACUCUUGAGCUAUGGAGAAAAAAACUCCCACAGGUCACAAAUCAGGAGAAGUAUUGGAGGGGCGAGGAAUACCCCCUCAUGUCCUCCAGGCUGGGAGCAUUGGGCAGAUCCUGCAAAGAAGACUAAGAGAUUCGGUGAAUCAGCCCACGGGGGAAGGACCCCUUCCCCUCGAGCAGUGGGAAGCUCAGUGGCAGGAAUUCCUCAGGACAUUGAAGUCCUCUCACUGUGGAUGGGGAAUCCGACACUUGCCAGAGAAACCUUCCCCCUGGGAGGAUGCCAAGGCCUUCCUGGCCUCCUUUGAGCAAGUGGCCGAAGCCUGUCAGUGGCCCCAGGAAGAGUGGGUGAACCAGCUCCUGCCAGCCCUCAGUGGAGAAGCUGCAAAGGCCUUUAACAGUCUGGAUGCCAGAGACAGAGAGGAUUAUGGGAAGGUGAAGGCAGCCAUCUUGCGAGGGGAUGCCCUGAGCCGGGAAAAGCAGCGUCAGCAGUUCAGGUGCUUCUGUUACCAGGAGGCUGAGGGGCCCCGGGGGGCUUACAGCCGACUGCGGGAAAUGUGCCGUGGGUGGCUGAGAGUGGAGAAUCACAGCAAGGAGCAAAUCCUGGAGCUCUUGAUCCUGGAACAACUGCUGAGCAUCCUCCCCCAGGAGAUCCAGAGCCGGGUGAGGGAAAGAGGCCCUGAAAGCUGCUCCCAGGCUGUGGCCGUGGCCGAGGAGUUCCUCUUGAGGCAGAAGAAGAAGGUACCGUUGGAGGAAGCUGCCAGACGGGCUUCUGAGGCAGGUGAGGCUCUACUUGAGAGCGGGCAGAGGCAUCCCUUCAUGGGCAUCAAAGAAGAGGAAGAUGGAGAGGCCAGCUCACUGGCAGGACACACAGAGGAGAGCACUGGAAAAUUACAGGGGUCAUCAUCAGAAAGCACUAAGGAGGAAGACUCUGGUGAAAACAUUAGGGAUUCAGAUGGAACCAGGAGGAAAGAGGGAAAUGACAUGGAUGAGAAGAAGGAGAAAUCCAUGCCUUUCCUAGGAGGAGGCUGCUGUGAGAUCCCAGACCAAGAUGAAAGGCCAGUGAAAGACAGAAGGAAGGAAGACCUCCGUUCUAACCAGAGAAUCCACUGCAAGGAAAAAGAAAUUGAAAGUGUGGGUGUCAAAAAGCCUUGUAUUCGGAACAUGAACACUGUUUCACAGGAACAAAUUCAGUCAGGAAAGAAACCAUAUAACUGCAUGGAGUGUGGAAAGAGCUUCAGUCGUCAAACAACCCUUACUUCACAUCAAAGAAUUCACACAGCAGGUGAUCAGGAAAAUGAGGAAGAUGAGGAACUGUUUGGGUUACCAUUGGACAAAACCAGGAAUCAACAGGUGAAAGGAAACUUCAGGAAUCUAGAGGGAAGGGAUCUCCGUGAAUUGAUUCAUACAGCUGAAGAAACAUGCAAAUGCUUGGAGUGUGGAAUGGACUUCUCAGAUCCAACACAAUAUAAUACCCAUUUGCGAAUGCACAGUGUAAAGAACAUUCCUAAACGUUUGGAGUGUGGGAAGAGCUUCAGCUGUAAACCACAGAUUCUUAGACAUCAAAGGAUUCACACAGCAGGCAAAGUGUAUAGCUGCUCACCCUGUGGCAAAGGCUUUUCACACAAAGCAAGCCUUAUUCACCACCAAAGAAUUCAUUCAGAAGAGAAGCCAUUGAUCUGUGCAGGGAGUGGAAAGAGUUUCUCUGAUGGAAAAAAGGAUAAUUUACAUUUUCCAAAGCAUAAGAAGGCAUAUAAAUGUUUUCAAUGUGGAAAGUAUUUCAGAUACAAAUCUCAGCUCCUUGUUCACCAAAGAAUCCACACAGGGGAGAAACCUUUUGAAUGCUCGGAAUGUGGAAAGAAAUUCAGCCAGAGUGGCAAUCUUCAGCAGCAUCAAAGAACUCACAUAGGGGAGAAAGCUUUUGAAUGCUCAGAGUGUGGAAAGAAAUUUAGUAUUAGUUUGCAUCUUCAACAGCAUCAAAGAACCCACACAGGGGAGAAGCGUUUUGAAUGCUCAGAGUGUGGAAAGAAAUUCAGUAGGAAUUUGCACCUUGAACAGCAUCAAAGAACUCACACAGGGGAGAAACCUUUUGAGUGCGCAGAGUGUGGAAAGACAUUCAAUUGGAGUAGCAAUCUUCAGCGGCAUCAGAGAAUUCACACAGGGGAGAAACCUUUUGAAUGCUCAGCAUGUGGAAAGAAAUUCAGUCAAAGUUGCCAUCUUCAACAGCAUCUAAUUACUCAUACAGGAGAGAAACCUUUUGAAUGCUCAGAGUGUGGAAAGAGCUUCAACUGGAGGGUCGACCUUCAACGGCAUCAAAGAAUUCACACAGGUGAGAAACCUUUUGAAUGCUCAGAGUGCGGGAAGAAAUUCAGUAGGAGUUGCCAUCUUCAACGACAUGAAAGAAUUCAUACAGGGGAGAAACCUUUUGAAUGCUCAGAGUGUGGAAGGAGAUUCAAGUGCAAUGGCAACCUUCAACGGCAUGAAAGAACCCAUAUGUGGAGAAACUGCAUAGCUGCUAUGCGUGUGACAAAAACUCAUCUUGUAUCUGAUGCAUUAGCAGCAACUCUAGAAUCCACACAGAAGUGAAACUAAGAGCUUGCAUCUGCUCAGAAGCCUUACCGUAGCUAUAGAAACAAACAAAAUUCAAAUGUGGGGGGGACAAACAGUAUAAAUGUUUGAAUUGUGCAAAGAGCUUCAGCCAUGACUGAAGCCUCAAACAGAUCUCAAAAGGGAAAAAGUAAAUAUGUUCUCUAAAGGUGGAAGAAGAUUCAAGACCAGUUCUGCUCUCCUUAAGCACUGAGGAAGCCACACAGGGGAGAAACAGGGUUUAGCAAGAGCUUGAGGCCAAGAUCAUGUCUUCAGGUUCCUCAGUGAAUCAACGUAAAAAUUAAACUUUCUACAUAGUUGGUUCCGAAGAGGCUCCUUUUUGGUUGCCCAGGUGUCAUGGGUUCAGGCUGCUGUGAGCUUUUCAGUGUCUCACACUGGGAUUAAUUCAGAUUCAAAGGAAAACUCAGUAACUGCGGAGUAGCCCUGAACAAUACCCAGCAUCCUAGAACUGGGUGGGGGUCCUUGGAUUUUGAAAGUGAAUGCACUGAAAUACAGAUUCCCCCUUGAUUCUUGCAAAACAGCAUCAGGUGGGAUCUAUGUUUUGUGGGGGGGUUUUACAAACCGUUGAUUACAAAACGUUUAAAAUGAUUGUCUGGUACAAGUGUGUUAGAUGUUUGUAAAAACUCUGUAAAAUUGUAGAAAUUCUUGCCUGAGCCAGGCAGCUUCUGCUGCAUCUCAUCUCCGUGUAUUGAGUUCAACAGUUUUAGCACUGGGAUACAGCUGUGUGCAUCUGGGUUCAAAUUCACACUUGGCCAUUCACUUUCUGAACCUAACAUACAUCAUUGGAUUGCCGUGAAAAACAAAUAAUUUGCCUCUGGGAUGAGACCCUUCUCGCAUGAAAUGUGAAAUGGAUUGUUAAGUAUGGAAAUCUCUGGACUCUGCAUCUACAUGGUAGGUUUUGGAUUGGUUGGGUCUCAAAUAUUAACUUUUUUGGUUGGUAUGGUAACACCAAAGCUAUACUUUUAGUGUUUGUUUUGUUGAGGAGAAAGUGUACAAAUGAGAUACUACAUGUAGAGAGUAACAUGAGAUGGAGGUGGCAUCCCCAGUCAUACUCAGCAAUGUCUUCCAGACUCACUCGGCCAACCCAGAAGUGGAAAUAAGUGGUCAAAGGGAACCAAGGAGAAAAAGAACAAAGCAGGAGUCCAGUAGCACCUUUAAGACCAACAAACUUAUUUAUUUAUUUAUUAGACUUAUAUCCCACCCUCCCCGCCGAAGCAGGCUCAGGGUGGGGUAAGCUUUCGUGGUUAUGCACACUUCUUCAGACAAGGGAUGAGGUACAGUAACCUCAUUCCUUGUCUGAAGAAGUGUGCAUGCACACGAAAGCUUACAUUCUGAAUAAAAGUUUGUUGGUCUUAAAGGUGCUACUGGACUCCUGCUUCAGACCAACAUGGCUACCCACCUGGAUCUAUCUGCAAGGAGAAAGAGGGGGCGUGGAGCAGGAAAGAAAGGAGAAGAGGGAAGUCAGCAGAAGGGGAUGACCUGACCGGUGCCAUCUUCUUGUGGUUUGAGAAGGUCAGUGCCAAGGGUCCAGGUCAGGACUACUGAGAAGAAUGAUAGAAGAGGGAAUAAAAGUUUCAUUGUUAGUGGUUUCCUUGACUUUGAAGACUGACCCUCCCCCCCCCAAAAAAAUUUGGGGGGUGGGUGGGUUCUAAUGCUAUAGAUUUAGACUUAUUUUUCAGCCUUCUGGUUUUUAUAUUUUCAUGACCGUACUUUCUCAUUAUUGCUACCGUAACACCUAAUUCUAAAGUCUUCAUUGUUCAUCUUUUCCCUUAAAAGCUGCAACAAAAAUUGUGUAGUGUAAAUGCAGGAUAACAUUGGAUGCCAUCGCAACAAAAAGCUUACCUCUUGUCUCUCCCGUAAAUAAGCAUUGUACUUCUACUGAGAUUCACAAAGAGGCACUUACAAUAAAUGACUGAUAAAAA
Heteronotia binoei (common prickly gecko) is the source of this 4642-nucleotide messenger RNA. Its product is annotated as zinc finger and SCAN domain-containing protein 2-like. The transcript has 5 exons. The record is from RefSeq and is a predicted model, not a curated record. Gene Ontology annotation, biological process: negative regulation of transcription by RNA polymerase II; regulation of immune system process; regulation of cytokine production. Bases 132 to 2699 code for a protein of 855 amino acids. NCBI's taxonomy places the organism in Eukaryota, Metazoa, Chordata, Lepidosauria, Squamata, Gekkonidae.